Messenger RNA from Rotaria sordida, 1482 nucleotides. NCBI's taxonomy places the organism in Eukaryota, Metazoa, Rotifera, Eurotatoria, Philodinida, Philodinidae. The record is from the annotation of a GenBank genome assembly.
AUGGCUUCCGCUUCGCUCUCAUCAUCAACAAGCGAAACAAUUGUGCCUCAAAAGCAUUGCAAUAAGUAUCUUGAUGCACAACAAAACUAUGAAAAUGUCACUUUUAUUUGGCUUGAUCCUCAAUCACAAUCUAUGGGGAAUAUUGUUAAUGCACUCCGAAUGAUAAACAACUAUGUUCAAUCGUACACCGAUCCAUUAUCAUGUUUUACUUCUAUAGAGUCAUCAAAUGACAGAAUCUUUUUUAUCUGUGCAUCAACUAAUAUAGAUAUAAUUGCCACAGCAAAUGCUAUUGCAUCUGUUGAAGCUAUCUUCAUAUUGAAACUAGAUGAACAAUCAGUUAAAACAGAUUUUGUCAAACUCAUCGGUGUUUAUGAAGAACAAGAGCAAUUGCUUCUUGCAGUUAAAGAAACUCUUGAAAUGUUUCAACGAAUUAGAUUUGAAGAAUUUCUAUUCGAGGAAGAUAAUACGUUUCUCUGGUUACAAUUGUGGAGGAACGAGAUAAUGAUGCGAAAAUCAAAAAUUGGUAAACAGGAAUUUAUCGAAGUGGUUCAAAACUACUAUCGACACAAUAAUAAAAUACUUGCACUAAUAGAAACAUUAGACCAUUCCUAUACUGCAGCUGAUGCUCUUAGCUGGUGUUUACGGUUUCCAUUUCCUUCACGUUUUAUUAAUAAUGCACUCUACUCUCGAAAUAUGGAACAACUCAAAUUUUGUCGUUUUCUUAUCAGUGAUGCGUCACGUUUCUUACAACAACAAUCUAAGCACAAUUCAAGUAAACAAUUCUAUCGAGGCAUGAAAUUAUCUAGUGAACUUGUCGAGAAAUUUGUCAAAAAUAUUGGUAGACUCAUAUGUACCAGUUGGUUUUUAGUUUGUACCAAAUCAAGAAUAAUGGCAUUGGCAGCUGCUUCAUCACCAACGUGUCGUCCUGAUCUAAUACCAGUUUUAUUUAAAAUUGAUUGUGAUUCGACAACUCCAUAUGUUGAAUUGUCUAAAAAUGUCUCGUCGCCAAUUAUUGUAUUCGAUGUAUGUACUGCUUUCCGAAUUUUACACGUCUGUCAAGAUCAAAUGGUAGUUGUGAGGAUGAAAAUAGCCACUGAUGAUGGACGAAAAGUGGCUCGUGAAUAUAAGGAAAAACACCAAAGUAUACCUAUUGAAACAUUACUAGAUCAGCUUGUAAAUCCUUCAAAACCAUGCAUUCCGCAACAACCACCACUCAAUCAGCCUGUCAGAAAUAAAGAACAUCAAGCGUCACCACCACCUACAUCAAAGACAAUGCCUGUUGAUGUCAGUAGUUCAACAUACUCUGACCCUGAAUCGAGAGCAAGUACGUAUGAAGAAUGUGAAGAAAUUGAUUUGGCUUUGGAUGAAUAUCAACGUAUUGAACCGAUCUCAUCGCGUGAAAACGUCGAGAUUGUCAUAAAUACGGUAGACAAGGUUGACAAGCAAUCUGGGAAGAGAUGGAGAGAUUGUGUCAGACGUUAA